AUGGGGUUUCAAGAAAUCAUCGGCAAACUCUCUAGCGCGUCAUGGACAAGCACGUUUUUGCUCUUGGCUACUGCUUGCCUCCUAUGCGUCGCCAUCUAUCGCUUGUUUCUGAGUCCAGUUGCUCGGUUUCCAGGUCCGAUUCUCGCUGCUCUCACUUUUGCCUAUGAGGGUUAUUUCGACAUCUUCAAAGAGGGCGGUGGACGGUACUGGGUCGAGAUAAACCGCAUGCAUGACACUCUUGGACCUAUCGUGCGAAUUAAUCCUUGGGAGGUGCACAUUCGCGACCCAGAAUGGAAUGAGGCCUACAAAAUGAAGUGCAAGGCCUCCAAGCCCGCGUGGUUCUACCGGUCGCAAGGCCCGCCAAAUACUGUCUUGCAAUCUGGUCUCGGCCGAGACUUUGGUUUUGUCGAGGUCGAGGAUUUUGAGGAGGCAAUGUUUCUGGUCGGCAGAACCUUUGGGCGUAUGAACAUGGUCACCCGUCAGGUCGGCCACUGGCUAUUCGAGGUGCUAAGAGCACGGCCACGGUUUGGCAAAAGCGCACAACUACCUCCUGGCGUCAUCCGCGUUCUGCGAUUUAGAAACAUGGUUAUGGAGGCAAUUCAAGAAGAUUACCGUGCCGCACUCGCAGACGAGAGCGACAGCAAUGCUGGUAAGGAGGUUGUUAAGCGUUCAACUGGAGAACCACCAGCCGGAUUCACCACCGCUGCGGCACACAUUCUGAAAUCGAAGUUGCCACCCAAGGAGAAAGAGAUGACACGUGUAGUAGACGAAGUCUGGCUGAACAUCAACGCGGGCAUCGAGACUGAAGGCGUCAUGAUGACCUUCGCAGUAUUCAUGCUCCUUAGUCACCCGGACAAGCUGUCUCGACUGAGAGAAGAAAUUGGCAAUCUGGAGAAAAGCAUAGGAAGACAACCCAGCUUCCAGCAACUCCGAGAGCUUCCCUACCUAACGGCCGUCAUACAAGAGGCCUUCCGCCUCAACCACCCCGUAUCAAGCCGCCUGCCCAGAUACGACCCUAAGAACGACAUGAUGUACCGUGACACCGUCAUCCCCAAGGGCGUACACGUGUCCAUCUCACUAUACGACAACUACCUGAAUCCCGACAUCUUCAAGGACCCACACACGUUCGAGCCGGAACGCUGGCUUGACGAGCAAGAGCGCAAGCGGCUGCGCAAGUACGUCAACAAUUUUGGUUGUGGUCCGCGUGCAUGCAUCGGCCAGGAAGUCGCCAACAUGGAAGUCUACCUUACUCUGGGGCGCCUGUUUGCCCCGUCGGCUGGCUUCGACAUGGAGCUACACGACACGUUGUAUGAGCGAGACGUCGCUUUCUACUAUGACCUCUUCGGCGCGUUUCCCAAGAGCAGCAACAACGUCCGAGUGAAGGUGGUGUAG
Messenger RNA from Ascochyta rabiei, 1392 nucleotides. RefSeq lists its product as uncharacterized. Lineage: Eukaryota; Fungi; Ascomycota; Dothideomycetes; Pleosporales; Didymellaceae. The record is from RefSeq and is a predicted model, not a curated record. Gene Ontology annotation, molecular function: iron ion binding; monooxygenase activity; heme binding. The transcript has 4 exons. The coding region runs from base 1 to 1392 and encodes 463 amino acids.